UGCGCCUGCGCCGCCGUCUUACCUGACCGACUCACCUGUUACCAACAGGCAGAGCGAACGAGCAGGUCGCCGCGUGUGGACCGCCUGGCACUGUGGAUUUGACCCGACUUGAUGGGCCACGGUGGAACGCAUGGAUCUGUUGUGAUUAUCUGCUGAUUCUAUGUGAUUGAGCGGUGAUUCUGACUGUGUGAUUGUGGAAAUCGUGAUGCUCGCUUCUUGGAUUAUGCGCUGUGCCUUGUGGAUAUAUUUCAGUGUUCUGCUACAACAUGCUGUCAUUUGUGACGAAGGUUCGGAAUCGAUGUCAUCGAGGAUGUACCUGGAGAAGCAGAGGUACGACGGGUGGUACAACAACCUCGCACACCAGGACUGGGGAACAGUCGAGGGCCAGUUGGUGCGCAAGGCCCCUCCAUCGUACGCUGACGGCGUGUACAUGAUCGCAGAGGACCGACCUAGCCCUCGGGCACUCAGCCAAGAACUGUUCAAGGGGGAAGAUGGACUCCCGUCAACCAGGAAUCUCACGACGCUCUUUGUCUUUUUCGGGCAGGUGAUAUCGUCGGAGGUGCUCAUGGCGAGCGAACCUGGUUGUCCUAUCGAGUUCCAUCGCAUUCCAAUACGCAAAUGCGACGAAAUGUACGACAGCAAGUGCACCGGAGAGCGCUACAUGCCUUUCCAUCGGGCGCACUACGACUCGAAGACCGGCCAGUCUCCCAACAACCCACGAGAACAGACAAACUUGGCGACGAGUUGGAUCGACGCGUCCUUUGUUUACAGCACCAGCGAGACGUGGGUGAACACGAUGCGGUCUUUCGAGAACGGCACGUUUCGUACCUCGCCGGGAGACUCGAGACUUCCGCCCAAGAAUCUUGAACGGGUGCCUCUGUUCAAUUCUCCACCGGCGCGGUACUUGGGAAUCAUGAAUCCAGAACGGAUGUUUAUUUUGGGCGAUCCCCGUACCAACCAGAACCCGGGACUACUGGCUUUUGGCAUCGUUUUUUUCAAAUACCACAACGUGCUCGCCCAGAAAAUUCAGAAGGCACAUCCAGACUGGACAGAUGAAGACAUAUUUCUGCAUGCUCGCCGAUAUGUGAUCGCUGCAAUGCAGAACGUGAUUAUGUACGAAUACGUGCCAACGCUUCUGGGUGAGAAUGUCACAGAAUACACAGGCUACAAGUCUGACGUGCAUCCCGGUAUCAGCCACGAGUUCCAAGCAGCAGCUUUCCGCUUCUCGCAUACGUCCAUUCCACCGGGCAUAUACAGGAGAGACGGAAAGUGUAGGUUCCUGGAUACCAAGAAUGGCUAUAAGGCGCUGCGACUGUGCUCUACCUGGUGGCUGUCUGAGGAGGUUCUGCCAGCGUCCGGAGUGGAAGAACUUCUUCUUGGUAUGGCUUCCCAGAUCGCCGAGAAAGAGGAUCAGAUCAUGUGCUCUGACGUACGAGACAAACUCUUCGGCCCGAUGGAAUUCACUCGGCGGGACCUUGCAGCCCUGGACAUUAUGCGAGGCCGAGACAACGGUCUUCCAGACUACAACACCGUACGCCGUUACUUCGGCCUUCCGGCGAUCACUGAGUGGAGCCAGAUCAACGAGAAGCUCGCCAAAGCGAACCCAGAGUUGUUUGAGAAGCUCAUAUCGCUGUACAAGGGUCGCUUGGACCAAGUCGAUCUGUUCGUGGGCGGCAUGCUGGAGUCAGAUGACGGCCGUCCAGGACCUCUCUUCCGGAAGAUCAUUCGUGAACAGUUCGAGCGACUUCGGGACGCCGAUCGUUUCUGGUUUGAGAACGUGCACAACGGGAUAUUCUCACAGGAGGAAAUAGAAGAAAUUCGCAAAAUUACCAUGUACGACAUCAUUAUCCAAGGAACGGACAUCCAGCCUGACGAAAUACAAAAGGACGUGUUCUUCCAUGUCAAUGGUGACCCUUGUCCACAGCCACAGCAGAUCAACAGUUCCCUUCUGGAACCUUGCAUGAUCUUGGACGGAUGGGACUACUUCAGAGGAAAUGAAGUUGCUUACAUUUACUCGUGCCUCGUUCUAGCUUUUAUUCCUAUUAUCUGUGCUGGACUGGGAUAUGGAGUCAUCAAACUGCAGAACAGGAGGCGAAGAAACAUCAAGGCAAAAAAGGAGGUCGUUAUGGGAAAGAACUACGACAAGCUUUAUGUCAAGGAAUGGCUUCACCAAAACCACAAACGGUUCGUCAAGGUUAAGAUUGGACCUGACGAGUCGCUGUCAACCGUGAACCGCAAAGGAGAAGUUCUUCGCAAAGUCGAUUUUAAGUCUGUGUCCGCUUUGGUUGUUGAGAUUACAACUGACGCUGCCAAAAAGCCGAUGUGUCUCGUAAGGUCUCCGAGGGAUCAUGACCUGGUCCUUCAGUUCGACAGCGUUCAUUCGCGCAAGAAGUUCCUGACGAAGCUGGAGAGCUUCCUCGUGAAUCGAAAAAAGACAUUGGAAAGCAUAAACACGACAAGAGAAAACAUGCUGGCCAAUGCCGAGACCAAGGAAAAGAGGCAGAAGCGGUUGGAGCAUUUCUUCAGGGAAGCGUACGCUUUGACAUUCGGCCUGAAACCUGGAGAGAAGAGAAAGCUCGAAGAUGUGGGAAACGACGUGAUCAUGGUGAUGCGGACGUCACUCUCAAAGCAAGAGUUCGCGGACGCUUUAGGCAUGAAGCCAGACUCGCUGUUCGUCAAGCAAAUGUUCAACUGUGUGGACAAGGACAAGGACGAACGAAUCAGCUUCCAGGAGUUCUUGGACACCGUUGUGUUGUUUACAAGAGGCAAGAGCGAGGACAAGUUCCGUAUCAUCUUCGACAUGUGCGACAACCACGGGACGGGUGUCAUUCACAAGCAGGAGCUGACUAAGAUGCUCAGGUCCCUUGUGGACAUUGCAAGAACAAACUCUCUGAGCGAAUAUCAAACUACUGACAUCAUUCGUGGGAUGUACGCGUCUGCUGGUCUGGAGAAUAAGGAGGAGCUCAACUACGACGAUUUCAAGCAGAUGAUGAAGGAACAUCGUGGCGAUCUCAUCUCGAUUGGACUCGACUGCAAAGGAGCCAACCAGAACUUCUUAGACACAUCAACGAACGUUGCAAGGAUGACGAGCUUCCAGAUCAACCAGCCACCGGAGGAUCCGCCAUCUUGGGCGCUUCUCAAAUGGAACCAAUUGACCACAUUCUUGGAGGAAAAUCGGCAACACAUUUUCUAUCUCUUCGUCUUUUAUGUCAUCACGAUUGUGCUUUUCAUCGAGCGAUACAUCUAUUACUCUUACAUGUCGGAGCACAUGGACUUGCGGCACGUGAUGGGCGUCGGCAUCUCCAUUACACGAGGGUCCGCCGCGUCCCUGUCCUUCUGCUACUCCCUGCUGUUGCUCACCAUGUGUCGAAAUCUCAUAACGAAGAUCCGAGAGCUACCGCUUCAGCAAUACAUCCCACUGGACUCCCAUGUUCAGUUCCACAAGAUCGUCGCUCUCACUGCGCUGUUCUUCAGCCUGGUACACACAGUAGGGCAUUACAUAAACUUUUACCACGUGUCGACGCAGCCGGCAGAACACCUCAAAUGCAUGACAAAGGAAAUGCACUUCGAUUCUGAUUUCAAAUCCACGAUUACGUUCUGGGUCUUCCAAACAGUUACAGGCAUAACGGGUGUGGGACUCUUCAUUGUAAUGUGCAUCAUUUUUAUCUUUGCACACCCGAAAAUACGGCAGAAGGCGUACAGCUAUUUCUGGAUGACGCACAGCCUAUACAUUCUACUCUAUAUUCUCUGCCUGCUUCAUGGUCAAGCAAAGUUGACUGGGUCUCCACGCUUCUGGAUGUUCUUCGUUGGACCUGCGAUAAUAUUCACACUGGACAAGGUUGUCAGCUUGCAGACCAAAUACAUGGAGCUGGACAUUUUAGAGACAGAUCUACUUCCGUCAGAUGUGACAAAAGUAAAAUUCACGCGGCCACCAAACUUCAAGUACCUCUCUGGCCAGUGGGUACGCCUGGGUUGUACGGGCUUUAGACCCAACGAGUACCACUCUCUCACGUUGACAUCAGCUCCACACGAGAAUUAUCUCUCCGUGCACGUCAAGGCACAAGGUCCGUGGACGUGGAAGUUGAGGAACUACUUCGAUCCUAACAACCUUCAAGGCAACCUCAUGCCAAAGAUCAGACUAGAAGGUCCAUUCGGCGGCGGUAACCAGGACUGGUACAAGUUCGAGAUUGCUGUUAUGGUAGGAGGUGGAAUAGGUGUAACACCUUAUGCUUCCAUUCUCAACGAUCUCGUAUUUGGAACCUCCACGAAUAGGUACUCCGGCGUUGCCUGCAAGAAGGUGUACUUCAUGUGGAUCUGUCCUUCGCACCGGCACUUCGAGUGGUUCAUUGACGUGCUACGGGACGUGGAGCGCAAGGACGUUACCAACGUCCUGGAGAUCCACAUUUUCAUUACGCAGUUCUUCCAUAAAUUCGAUUUGAGGACGACGAUGCUGUAUAUUUGCGAGAACCACUUCCAGAGGAUCUCCAAUAGAAGCAUGUUCACUGGUCUGAAAGCAAUCAACCACUUCGGUCGACCAGAUAUGAAUGCCUUCCUAAAAUUCGUGCAGCAACAGCACUCUUACGUAAGCAAAGUGGGUGUCUUCAGCUGCGGCCCUUCAGCGCUAACCAAGAGCGUGAGUUCCGCCUGCGAGACGGUCAACAACAGCCGAAAGCUUCCUUACUUCAUUCAUCACUACGAGAACUUUUGAACUGUGGUGGUACUGGCUUGUUAUGGGUCUUCGUCCACCACAUCCCCACACACUGUGAUGCUUUGCAAAGACUUGUCCCGCACUACUGAGAUCCUACGAAGAGGUGCGCGGCAACGACGGCUUUUAUGAGCUGUUCUCUAGGUCAACAUUUAUACUAGGACACUUCGGGACUCGAGAUUUACAUGGGAAUCGACGUGUGCUGCAACGAGGACCUGUGCAAUCCCUUGGAAAGUCCCUAGCAGCAAAUAUGCUCCCAGAGGCUCACAGCCCCUGCUUCAGUGUCUUCCUGGGGAAAACGUAUUUUUUUUUAAGAUGUCGGUUUGCCAACGGCGUAGUUGUGGAUCUUGAGCAGAAACCAUGGUGAGUUGUUAGCCAGUGAACAGAAGGCUGACAGCAGAGUUGCUCAGUGGUUUCCUUUCAAAAAGUGCUGUGUCAUCUGGUUUUUGUGGACCUCUUAUUUAAUUUAUGUCAAGUUGCGAAGUGGUUUAUGUCGCCCGCAAGCAUGGUGAGGCAUUGUGUCAGACGAGCACAAAGCCGAAGAGGUCCAGGACUGUAGUCUGUGCCAAUUAUGGCAUGCCUAUACUUGAUGGAGGAAAAAAUAAAGUUUUAUUUAAAUGGUU
This is a messenger RNA of Ornithodoros turicata, 5328 nucleotides long. It is a transcript of the gene Duox, whose product is annotated as dual oxidase-like. The coding region runs from base 206 to 4708 and encodes 1500 amino acids. Gene Ontology annotation, biological process: response to oxidative stress. Gene Ontology annotation, molecular function: peroxidase activity; calcium ion binding; heme binding. NCBI's taxonomy places the organism in Eukaryota, Metazoa, Arthropoda, Arachnida, Ixodida, Argasidae. The transcript has 31 exons. The record is from RefSeq and is a predicted model, not a curated record.